Messenger RNA from Ilyonectria robusta, 534 nucleotides. RefSeq lists its product as uncharacterized. The transcript has 3 exons. NCBI's taxonomy places the organism in Eukaryota, Fungi, Ascomycota, Sordariomycetes, Hypocreales, Nectriaceae. The record is from RefSeq and is a predicted model, not a curated record. Bases 1 to 534 code for a protein of 177 amino acids.
AUGCCGACAGAAUCAUUUGAGCGCAAAACUAUUAAUCUUCCGUCAUCGAGCGAGCAGGCGGCAAACAGGCCAUUUUGGCUGGUUGACGAUCGCGCCAAGACUGCUCUUCGAGAGUUGCAAGAGGGCGAAUUACUGCAGCUGGUGGUUAAUUAUUCGGAAGAAGAGAUUCAAUUUGUCAACUCCUACGAGCAAGUUGCGCCCGACUCCGUCAGCGAAUACUUUGCCGCUCCGUCGCCGCACACCUUUUUCUUCUAUCGCUACCCAGGAUCUGGUGCCGUCAUUUUGGUGUGGACUCGCCACCAUUGGGCGACUUCUACUAAACGGACCAAUGCCCAGAGGAGUUUGCGGAGGGACCUGGCUUUAAUUGCUGAAAGGGAGGGCAUCAAGGCCGUGCAGAUGGUAACUACCUUCUAUUUUGUCUCUACCUUGGAUGCUUCACAGCUUCAAGUUUCUUCGCAAAAGGGAAUCACUGGUGAUUGCUUGCGGGAGGCAAUUAGUUCGUCGAUCACCCAAAGAACUACCAAUCUCGAGUGA